Messenger RNA from Heterobilharzia americana, 279 nucleotides. The record is from the annotation of a GenBank genome assembly. NCBI's taxonomy places the organism in Eukaryota, Metazoa, Platyhelminthes, Trematoda, Strigeidida, Schistosomatidae.
AUGUCAGAAGAUCAAGUUAAAGUAGCUGUCCGUAUCAGACCAUUCAAUAAACGGGAGAUAGAUCGCAACGCCGAAUUAAUAGUGUCUAUGAAUGGUUGUACAACUGUAAUCAAAAACCCCGAAAACCAGAAAGAUACUAAGCAGUUCACAUUUGACCAUUCAUACUGGUCACAUGAUGGUUUUAAAACCCAACCUGAUGGUGUACUAGUACCGAAUGGAGAGGAUUCAAAGUAUAUUAGUCACAACAAGUAUUCAAUGAUUUGGGUUGUCGACUACUAG